Messenger RNA from Gorilla gorilla gorilla (western lowland gorilla), 910 nucleotides. Its product is annotated as nucleophosmin-like. The transcript has a single exon. Gene Ontology annotation, molecular function: chromatin binding; RNA binding; histone binding. Bases 104 to 631 code for a protein of 175 amino acids. Gene Ontology annotation, cellular component: nucleoplasm; cytoplasm; nucleolus. The record is from RefSeq and is a predicted model, not a curated record. Gene Ontology annotation, biological process: positive regulation of transcription by RNA polymerase II; regulation of centrosome duplication; ribosomal small subunit export from nucleus. Lineage: Eukaryota; Metazoa; Chordata; Mammalia; Primates; Hominidae.
GUAUGAUUCCAUCCUGAGUGGCUGUUCUCUCGAGCAGCGUUCAUUUAUCUCUGUCCGCCUUCUGUCCCACCUAAGUGUGUGCCGCCACCCGAUAGAAGAUUCGAUGGACAUGGACAUGAGCCCCCUGAGGCCCCAGAACUAUCUUUUUGGUUGUGAACUAAAGGCUGACAAAGAUGAUCACUUUAAGGUGGAUAAUGAUGAAAAUGAGCACCAGUUAUCUUUAAGAACGGUCAGUUUAGGGGCUGGUACAAAGGAUGAAUUGCACAUUGUUGAAGCAGAGGCAAUGAAUUACGAAGGCAGUCCAAUUAAAGUAACACUGGCAACUUUGAAAAUGUCUGCACAGCCAACGGUUUCCCUUGGGGGCUUUGCAAUAACACCACCAGUGGUCUUAAGAUUUAAGUGUGGUUCAGGACCAGUGCAUAUUAGUGGACAGCACUUAGUAGCUGUGGAGGAAGAUGCAGAGUCAGAAGAUGAAGAGGAGGAGGAUGUGAAACUCUUAAGUAUAUCUGGAAAGCGGUCUGCCCCUGGAGGUGGUAGCAAGGUUCCACAGAAAAAAGUAAAACUUGCUGUUGAUGAAGAUGAUGAUGAUGAUGAUGAUGAUGAUGAUUUUGAUGAUGAGGAAGCUGAAUAAAAAGUGCCAGUGAAGAAAUCUAUAUGAGAUACUCCAGCCAAAAAUGCACACAAGUCAAAUCAGAAUGGAAAAGACUCAAAACCAUCAUCAACACCAAGAUCAAAAGGACAAGAAUCCUUCAAAACACAGGAAAAAAACUCCUAAAACACCAAAAGGAUCUAGUUCGGCAGAAGACAUUAAAGCAAAAAUGCAAGCAAGUAUAGAAAAAGGUGGUUCUCUUCCCAGAGUGGAAGCCGAGUUCAUCAAUUUUGUGAAGAAUUGCUUCUGGAUGACUGACCA